CAAAGAGGCGGCCCUCCCCACCCACCCCCAAAUAAAGGAGAUCUGUGGCUCAGGCUCAGCUGGUGGAGAAGAGAAGGCUCAGGGCAGUCCAUGGCCGGCUCCCAAGUUGUGGGGAAGUAAUAAGACAUUGGGCUUCCCCGGGCCUCCACACCGGCCCGCCCAGGGGCCUCUGGGUCAGCCCUACCCACCCAGCCUCAGCAGCAAACCCAGGAAGAUGAAGCUAAUGGCAGCUUCCAGGCUGUCUAAAGGCUCCUUCUGUCCCCACAGCACAGCCAGCAGACACCCAGGCCUUGCUAAGAGGGGAGCAUGGAGCAGGAGGCAAUGGCCCCUGGGAUCUGGAGACUUAGGGGCCAGGGCUUCCAGUUUGCAAACCGGAUGUGAUCGCCCAAUUGGAGCAAGGGGAAGCCCCAUGGAUGCUGGAGAGAGAAGGCCCCCCAAGAGCUUCCCUUGCAGAUUGGGAGCCUCGUCCUGCUAUCAAAGGAUCUCUUCCAGUGUGGGGCAUUUCUCCAGAAGAAUCAUCCUGGAAGAAUGUCAUCAGUGACAGGCCUUGGAAGUUCAAGUUGAAAGAAGCCUGGACUUGUGAUGCCAAGUUAGGCAAGAAACCAGACAGCCAGGAGAGCCCUUCCAGGAAAUUAACAAUUACUCCCCAAAAGACUGUAUGCAAAGGAAAAGGCCAGCAAUGUAAUAAACUUGGAAGCAGCUUCAAUCAAGGGUCAGGCCUUUCUCUCUCUGGGAGCAUUCCUUUAGGUAACAGUCAAGAGGGAGGUGAUAUACAUUACCAGAUCUUCCCACCAUAUUCAAACCUAAUUCAGUAUACUAAAGGGACAUCUGGGAAAGAAUGUGCCAGGUAUGAUAAACUUGGGGAAUGCUUUAAUUAUCAGCCAAAUCAUACUCAAUAUUAUGGCAAGCAUACACAAGUAAAAGCUUAUGAAUAUAAUCAGUGUGAGAUAGCAUUCAGCUGGGGCACAGAUCUUAUUGGACAUCCCAAACUUCAUACUGAAAACAACUCUUAUAAUGAUAAUAAAUGUGGGAAGACCUUCCGCCAGAAUACAAAGCUUAUUUAUCAUCAGAAAAUUCAUAAUGGAAACAAAUAUUAUACAAGUAAUGAAUACAGGAAAGCCUCCAUAGAUCACUCACCACUUACUAUCCAUCAGAGAAUUCAUAUCAGAGAGAAGUCGUAUGAAUGUAAUCAAUGUGGAAAGAUCUUUAGCCAAAGUUCAGAACUUAUUCGACAUCAGAGAAUUCACACUGGAGAGAAACCUUUUGAAUGCAAUGAAUGUGGGAAGGCCUUUAGCCAGAGCUCAGAACUUAUUAGACAUAGGAGAAUUCAUACUGGAGAGAAACCUUAUGAAUGUAAUGAAUGUGGGAAGGCCUUCAUCCAAAGUUCAUCUCUUACUUUACAUCAGAGAAUUCAUACUGGAGAGAAGCCUUAUGAAUGUAAUCAGUGUGGGAAGACUUUUAGCCAGAGCUCAGAACUUAAUAGACAUCAAAAAAUUCAUACUGGAGAGAAACCUUAUGAAUGUAGUGAGUGUGGGAAAGCCUUCAUCUGGAACUCAGAACUUAUUAGACAUCGGAUAAUUCACACUGGAGAGAAGCCUUAUAUAUGUAAUGAAUGUGGGAAGGCCUUCACUCAGAGUUCAUCUCUUACUUUACAUCAGAGGAUUCACACUGGAGAAAAGCCUUAUAAAUGUGAUGAAUGUGGGAAGGCUUUCACCCGUAGUUCAUCUCUUACUGUACAUCAUAGUACUCAUACUAGAGAGAAACCUUAUGAGUGUAAUCAGUGUGGGAAGACUUUUAGCUGGAACUCAGAACUUAUCAGACACCAAAUAAUUCAUACCGGAGAGAAGCCUUUUAAAUGUGAUGAAUGUGGGAAAGCUUUCACCCAGAACUCAUCCCUUGUUUUGCAUAAGCGAAUUCAUAGCAGAGAAAAACCUCAUGAAUGUAAUGAGUGUGGUAAGGCCUUUAUCCAACACACAUCCCUUAUUUGCCAUCGGAGAAUCCACACUGGAGAGAAGCCUUAUAAAUGUAAUGAAUGUUGGAAAGCUUUCAGUCAGAGUGGACACCUUACUGUGCAUAAGAGAAUUCACAGUAGAGAAAAGUCACAUGAGUGGAACGGAUGUGGUAAGGCCUUUAUUCAACACUCCUCUCUAGUUUACCAUCAAAGAAUUCAUACUGGUGAGAAAGCAUAUGAAUGCAACGAAUUUGGAAAGGUUUUCAGUCAGAAUACAGAAAUAAUUGACCAUCAGAAAAUUCGUCCUGAAGAGACAUUUUUAUACUUGAAAUGAAUGUGGGAAGACCUUCAUUGGGAGCUUAUUUCUUAUUCUCCUGAUAAUUCAAACCACAUGAGAACCGUCUAAUUGUAAUUAGCAUGGGCAAGCCUUUUGAUAGAGCAGGGACCUUAUUAGAUACUGAUCUAUUCAGAGUGAAUGAAACCUUGGAAAUGUAAUGAAUAUGGGAAGGCCUUCUACAGAGCUCAUCCCUUACUGUACAUCAGAAUUCAUACAAGAGAGAAAUUUAUGAAUAGAAUUAUGUGGGAAGGCCUGUACUAAGGGCUCAGAAUUUGUUAGACAUAAGAAAAUUCCUUCUGGAGAAGAAACCUUAUAAAUAAUAUUGCUAACCUUCAUAUAGCACUUGAAGGUUUUCAAAGUGCUUUACAAUAUUUGUCAUUUGAUCAUCACAAUAAUCCUGGGAGGUUGGUGUUAUGAUUACCCCCAUUUAUCAGAUGUAGAAGAUGGACCUGAGAGAAGUUAGUGACUUCUCCAGGAUAAAUAGGUAGGAAGUAUCUUGAGGCUGAAAUUGAACUCGGGUCUUCCUGCAUCUGGGUCCAGUGCUCCAUGCAUGGAAUGGAAUGAAAUUAAAAUUCCUCAGACAUGAAGUGUUCUCUUUAUGUAAGCUGUUGUGCUAGUUACUGAGUCCAGAAAGACAAAAUGAAGCACUCCUUGCUCUCAAAGACCCUACUUUCUUCAAAUUAUUUGUGGAGUUUUUUAGUUGAAGGAAACCCUAUAAAUGUGACAAAUUUAGCCCCCCCAAAAAUGCUUUCAUCUUCUUGUCACUGGAGAAAUCCUGCUUGAGUGAAACUUCAUGAAAGUGAUGCAUUUGGAAAGGCUUUGGGUUGGUGCACACUCCUCACCAUUAGAAAAGUCAAACCGAUCUGAAGCCUUUGGAUGGUGAGAUGAUUGUGAAAGGCCUAGCAGUGAAAGACCGCUGAUCCAUCAUUGCUGACGUUUACAGAGUUAGCCUGAUUACAGGAAUGCCUAAAUAGCAGGAAGGAAGAUGGAUCUUGAGGGGAAAUUACUGUUCAUGAUCACAUAUUAUAACUUAAAAAACCUUAAGACAUCCUCUAGGUCUUGGUGAGAGAACAGGUAAUAGACAUCAUUCCAUCCAGUUGCCAAGUUUCUUAGUAUUAACGGAUUUAAUCCUCAGUAUUCAUGGACUUCUAAAUGUAACGUUCCAAAUAGUCUACAAUGAUAGUUCCCACUCUAAAAUGAUCCUUUAGGCCCCCAACCAGGUUCUCAUUUUCUUCUUGAGCAGCUGCAACUUUGGGAACUUUCUCCCGGUGCUGUCAUAUAUAAUCUGCCCAUGCAGGCCUAUAUCACCUCCAUGUUUCUGUUCUUUGCUCGUCAUUUCCAUCAUGGGAGGAAAGUCCUGUCCCUCAUUUAAACAACUCUUUUUUUUUUCUUUAUAAUCCAAAUGAUUCUUCCCAUACUAUAUUAUCUCCUCACAUAUUGACUUUGGGAAUACUGAUUCCCAAUAGUCAAUAUUCCUAAAACUUAAUACAAAUCUAAAUGCAAAUCUUUUUAUGAAUUACAGUAUAGCUUUACAAUAUCCUUAUUAACCACAGAUUAGAUUUUGCCAAAACUUCCCACAACAUUAAUAUUCUGUCAGAAAAAUGAGAAUAAGGAAAGCCUUCAGUUCUUUGAUAAAAUCAUUGUUUCUUUAGAAAACAGGAUGAACAGAACUGGUAAUCUAGAAGAGCAACCAAGUAUAAAAAGGAAAAUGGCCUUUAAUAAACCCAAGGUAAGUAUCAAUGGGCAAAGAAAUAACAUUGGUCAGUACAAAUUUUUGGAAAAUGAGAUAUCAGCAUGUCAGAAAAAGUUUCACUCUCAAACUGCACACUAUUAAUGAUGAUGAAUUCUAUGUGUAACUUUUGUGUCAGAAAAGGGUAUAUUGUAUUUCUUGUGAGUAUAAUGAAAAUAUUUUAAAAUUUAUUGUAAAAUUUAAAGGAAUUAUUGGAAAUCAAA
Monodelphis domestica (gray short-tailed opossum) is the source of this 4241-nucleotide messenger RNA. RefSeq lists its product as uncharacterized. Gene Ontology annotation, molecular function: DNA-binding transcription factor activity, RNA polymerase II-specific; RNA polymerase II cis-regulatory region sequence-specific DNA binding. The record is from RefSeq and is a predicted model, not a curated record. Gene Ontology annotation, biological process: regulation of transcription by RNA polymerase II. NCBI's taxonomy places the organism in Eukaryota, Metazoa, Chordata, Mammalia, Didelphimorphia, Didelphidae.